Messenger RNA from Schistosoma haematobium, 4135 nucleotides. RefSeq lists its product as uncharacterized. NCBI's taxonomy places the organism in Eukaryota, Metazoa, Platyhelminthes, Trematoda, Strigeidida, Schistosomatidae. The coding region runs from base 3150 to 4028 and encodes 292 amino acids. The transcript has a single exon. The record is from RefSeq and is a predicted model, not a curated record.
GUUCCAUUUACACAGUUUAAAAACCAGCCAGCUGCUCAGAAAAACAAGAAUAUAUCAGUAUUACAAUACGAAACCUAAAAGCUGAAAAUGUAACACCGUUAAACAAACGAACACUCAUUUCACCAAUAAUCUACGUUACCCACAAAUACCGUGGUAUGGCUGAGAGUGAUGGUGGCCCUCCGUCUCGAAAUGCUCUCACACGGCCAUGCGUAUACAGCCUCUGCCGGGGAAGUCCUACUCGCUGCCUUCUCGUGGCGGGGGUGUUGUUUACGAAAAUAAGAGGACGAAAAGCGAAUGUCCAGCAAAUAAAUCGAGUUGAUAGAUACGGGGGUCCACCUAGGGGAUUUGGAAAACCCUGAUUUCAAACCAAUGGGCUACGGGAUCGGUCAAAUGAAAGUGUUCGUUUGUUUAACGGUGUUACAUUUUCAGCUUAUAGGUUUCGUAUUGUAAUACUGAUAUAUUCUUGUCGUUCUGAGCAGCUGUGUAGUUUAUAAACUGUAUAAAUGGAACUCAAAAUUACAUAAAUGAACCUAUAUUUGUUAGUGUCGGAUUAGCCUAUGGUUGAAGAACCUACGAUCUUGGUAGUAUAUGGUAAUAUGCGUAAUAGUAACUGGGGUGACUUGGUACAUUUUAUCAAAACCCUUCAUAAUAGCGUUUGAAUUCAAAUCUAAUCUGUUGCCUCAUCAGCUUGAAAAAUAACUACUCAUUUCUCGACAUUAGGGACAGGAAUGUUAUUGUCUAAAUAUAGUAAUAAAUUCACUCGCCAGAUUUUAACUUACAAGAAUGAAUUCUCAUGAUGCUUCCAAGACUUCGAAACGUAUAGAUUGGUUUAACUUCCUAACCGCACUCAUUUCUUGAUAUUAAGGAAAUUUAUCAUGGUAUUUAGAUACAGUCAAUAUGCAUGGUAUUUGAUGGAACGCUUCAAAGUUGGCAUUGAUUGGAUUUUACUCAUUGUUCACGGAGAUCAAUUUUCAGUGAAAUCAUGAACCUGUCUAGUUUAGACUGUAAAACCUGUAGGGACUGGAUGGUUGCUUUGUCCUAGUAAGGAACUCAUCUGCGACUCAACAAGCAGGAAUCGAGCAUACGACAUUCAGUUUUUCACGCAAACGCUCGACCUCCAAAGCACUCAGUCAUCAUCCAACGGUGUUAAGUGCCUCUAGGUUCUCAAUGAGAUUCAGCAAUCUCCACAACUUUUCACUGAUAGUCUCCCGUCCAAAAAAUAUCACAUGUCAAUAUUCUUUAUUUGGAUCGACUAACAUAUAAAUAACCGUUUUCAUGUAUGACGUCUAAGUCCAUAUCAUGACUUAAACAAAUUUAGAAUCAAUAUAAUGACUCCUGGGUUAUAACUCAAAUAAGCGAUGAGACUACUAGCUAACAUAAUUCCUUAUAGAAGUUGGUUAUUUCUCGGAACCUAGCUAGGGGAACGAUUAUUAGCGUAACCACCGUAACUCCAAAAUGAAACAGCAUUUCUUAAUACUUUCAGUCUCCAGUCAUAAAGGUUUGUGGUGCACUUAGCAUAAAUUGCACAGCACAAAACAGUCAAAUUCCAUUGGUCUCUGUAUUGUGGUUUCCCACGAUUAUAAGAUGCAACCUAUUAAGCCUAUGGAGAAAUAAUAUUUUUGAAUUCGUCCACAUCACUAUAAACGAGCUAUUUGAGAUAAAUAGUAUUAGAUAAGUAUUGCUUCGGUAUGAACCCUGCACUAGCAUGAUCAACUUCUGACAACUGACGUAAAAUAGUUAAUGUCUAUGACAAGAUACUGGGGUGGAUGUAUAUGAUAAUUUUCUUAUCAAUAUACCAUUCACUUUCGACCUAAUGGACUAAAAAAUUAUGGUUACAACCCAAAGAACGGAUCGCUAAGAGGUAUUAGAUCAUCGUUUCAUUAGUAAGCUGGACGAACUGAUUACCAUUUUCACAAACGUAAAUCCAUAUCGUAUCUUCUUCACAAAUUUGACGAAAGUAAUAAAACGAUCGCUUUAUUAAGAAUUCGAAUUCUUAAUGUAGGUAUUUACCUAACUUUAUUGUCCCCAGAUUAUUUUGUAAUCCCAUCAUUUGACAAUUUGAUCGAUAAAUAAUGACACCAGUCGAACUACCUUAUGUUGAAAUAAAAUAAUUACUUAGUCAUCAAUAGUAAGAUUACAGUCAAUUCAAUACUUGCGAUAUAAUGAAACUCAUCAAAAGUGAGUAAACCAAGCUGAAUAAUUAUUAGAGGUAGUUGAAUACCUAGGAUCUGAUUUCUAGUUUAUUUCACUGAAUAGAAUAAAGUUAUUACUUUUAGUAAAUAAUGUUUUCCCAAGGGUAACAUUGAAUACAGUCUAUUAUGCAAUGGAUAAUUAAGCAAGACUAGGGAAGAAAAUUAUCCGGCACUCAAAUAAUUCAUAUUCACUGGUGGAUGACCUUAAUUUCCGACCAGCAUAAAACCUCUAUAACCAUCUAAAGGCUAGUUUUACUGAAUACGAGACAUAAAUCCUUUCUCGGUUUACAUGUAUAUUAUUAACUUUCCACAGAAUGUUCAGUUUAUUUGACAGUUCAUCAUCUGUGUGUGGGUUGUGAUACUGCCCGGGUGCCCAGACCGAAGCAGGUGGUUUUCUUAGGGGGCCACACCCCGAGCCUUUGACCUAAAAGUCUACCCCACAAGGCAGUGGAGUAUCGUAAGGAGAUGCAGUCCCAUGGUAGCCGGUGACCGAAAAUUGGUUCAUAUGCCAUUUCUUCCCGCAGGAUACUGGAGCCCAUAUGCACCAUUGAUUUGGUUUGGGAUCCAGUUAAAGCGCCGGACAUUCGCUUUUCGUCCUCUCAUUUUCCUAAACAACACCCCCUCCACAAGAAGGCAGUGAGUAGGAAUUCCCUGGCAGAGGCUGUGUACGCGUGGCCGUGUGAGAGUAUUUCAAGAGGGAGGGCGAACCCACCCCGCUCUCGGCCAUAUCAGGGCAUUCGGGGACCAACUCUCGAUAUUUAUGGAAACUACUUUUCUUGCUUCGACUAACAAUCAAAUUCUUCUUCUUCUUAUUAUUAUUAUUUACUACGUCGUUAUUCAUCCUCUUUUAUUCCUACUCUAUCUAUACUUGUUUUUUCGACUUAUACAGCAGCUUGUCUAUGGUGGAAAUUCGACUCUACCUAAACGUUCUCGAGUCACUGUCCGGUUGAAAAUUGUAUGUUACCACCGAAUAUGAGUAGUGAAGCAGUUUUUCUGAAACCACGUGCGCCAUUCAAACUGGCUGACUUCAACGUUCGCACACUUAUGCAGGUUGGACAACAGAUAGGGCUGGCUAUGUCUUUAGAAAGUCUUAAUAUCGAUGUUUUCUGUCUAUCCGAGACCCGUAUUCAAGACUCUAGUGAAGUACUACAAAUUCGCUCUCCAUCUGUCGCUUCAAAAAGCUUGUUUUACGUGCGCUUAUCCGGGGACCCUGUGGCAUCUUCGUCUGGUCUUGCAGGCGUUGGUGUCGCACUAAGCGCUAGAGCUGAGGCAGCACUAGUCGAUUGGAUCCCCAUUAACAGUCGGUUAUGUGCUGUUAGAUUAGAAAGUUCCAUCAAAGUGAGAAGAAAUCGGCGUGAGAAACGAUGUCUUUUCGUCAUCUCCGCCUAUGCCCCGACAGAUUGCAGCCCGGAUGCAAUCAAGGAUGAAUUCUACCAUCAGUUGACUGUUUUUCUCCAGAAAGUUCGUUUGACAGAUAUUGUAAUACUAGCCGGAGACUUGAAUGCUCAGGUCGGGCGUCUAGGCACAGAAGAGAGUCGUUUAGGUGGCCGAUGGAAACUUGUUGGUCGCAGGAUAGAUAACGGGGACCGUCUACUGCAACGGUGCACAGACCACAACCUGUUUCUGGCUAGCACUAACUUUCGGCACAGUCAUCGCCGAUAUGCCACCUGGCGUCCUCCGUCUGCAUCUCAAGCCUGGGCUCAGAUUGAUCACAUCAAGAUCAGCUACCGCUGGCGUGGUUGUGUACAAGACUGCCGCUACUUUUGGAGUACCUAUCUGGACUCUGACCAUGCCUUGGUCUGCGCCAAUCUUACCAUACUUUUCACUGGCCAAUGAAGUGACUGCCACCAAAGGAUUGAUGUCAGCAACUAAAUAUUGAACCGAGCUAGCUUCUAGGCUAACUACCAUUCCACCGAAAAGUUUAGAUAAGCAUUCGUUUCAAC